CGAGAAGAAGACCCAUUACGUUCUAAUUUCUUCAGUUUUCCGUUUCAGCCUCCAUCGCUUCUGUUCUUCUCUCUUCAUCUCCGACACUCUCGUCUCGUACAAAUAUGAUCCCGGAAUCAGCUCAUUGACACAAUCUGGCCGUUUCAUCGACCCGUACUCGUUAUCGUGGCAUUACGUCAGCGACUGUUGUUCUAAAUAUUACCAUCAAACAGACCAUGAGUUCGACAUCUGCGGCUUCUCCAAUCCAUAGCACACGGAAUCUCAACAUGUAUAAUGCUAAUGCCGACGCAUUGACGGCAACUUCUAGUGCAACGGCCAAUACACCGCCCGUUGUGCCGUCCAAGAGAUCAGACGAUGACAUCCAGUUCAUCUCAUCUCAGCCGGUCAAGAAGCAGAAGCUUACACACACCAAACUCCAGAUCAAGAUCACCCCCUCAGCACCACAAUAUCACCAUGACCUGCAAGAACAACAACACCCAUUACCGGAUCACCAUGUGUCCCGAUAUUCGCCCAUCCUGAUUCCCAAUAUCCAAUUGACACCUCCCGAACAAGGCAAUGAUUAUGAAAAAGAAACAACAACGGCGCAGCCCCAGGAGAGGAGAGUGAGCACUGGAAUGGUGGGCUUACCCUCUGGUUUCCCCCAAACCGACUCUGCAUACAUGAUGAGAGGCGUAUCUUUGCCCAUCUACACAAGUCUGCAGAACUUUGUGCUUAAUCAACCCCACGACAGGGUUCGGCCUUUGAGUUCACCGCCUCUUUCACCAAAGCAGCUACCUCCAAUGUCUAUGAUGCAUCCCAACGCACCGCCCCUUAGUAAUGAUGGACCUCAAGGUCGCAGCCAGCCAAUGACGCCGAAAUCAUCACACAACACCUAUCAGACAUUGCCUCAAUCUACAACGAGGCUUAAUUCCGCGACUGUCAUGACUAGACCGUUAACACCAACAAGUAGCCCAUCGCCGGUGCAAACUAUUCGCAUGGAGAAAUCAAUGUCAAGUAUGCCACAAUCCUCACUUAUCUCAGCAACGCAGCAAUAUGAACAGUCACCUGACAGAUUAAAGCAGACGCACGCUCCUCUUCCUCCUAUACCACGUCAACACUUUUCAAAUCAUCUGGCUGCCAACCGUUUAACUGGACCCAAACCUCCCUGUCAAGCUUGCGCAGCUCAGAGUGUUGUGAGGGCGAGAGCUCAAGGCUUGCCAGUGCCUAUGAUGGAAAUGCAGAGGACACCAACUCAUACGACGCCUCAGAUGCCAUGUCCGCCCGUGCAAUCAUAUCCACCCUCGCGCCCGCAGUUUAUGGCCAUGCCGGGGUUUAAACCAGGGUUCCAUCCCAUGAUGAUGCCCAUGCAUGCCCAUAACUUUGGUGGAUUGAUAACACCGCCUAAUAAUAUAUCAAUUCAGCAGCAUCCAAUUACCCCGUGGCAGAAAACUCCAGUAUGGAUGUCUACGGCACAACAAGCCACUACAACCACAAAGACCGGUACGCCAAGGCAGACAAGUCCACCGGCACCUACGCCGCAGCCGUUGAGCCUUCAGAAUGCUACUCCGGUGCACCCAGCUCUUCAUGCCACGCAUCGGAAGCCGGCCCGUAACCUGAUUGUGGACAUAGCUGAAACAUGCCAGGAAAUUUUCCCUUUCGAAGAUGUGGCAAAGCGGCAGGAUGUACCGGUCGAGAAAGUAAUCGAGGUUUUCACUGCCAUUAUUGGAGUGCCGCUGCAGCGAAGCGCAAAUGAUCGAAGAAGACCCGGAAGGGAAGCGACUACUCGAAUCAGAGAGUAUCAGAGAGCUAAGAGAGAAAUUCAGGACGUGACACGAAGUGAUGGAGCCGAGGGCAACAAGAACGAAAUUGUCGUGAGACCUUUCGAUAUUGCGCAGAUGAUGGGGCCACUAAAUCUGCGGCAGGACUCUUAAUUGCGCUUUUAAGGGUUGCAAUCAUUCAGGUUACGUGACUUCGCUGCACCACGUUACUCCCAAAGUUCCGAAUUCUUUGGUUCGAGAUGAAAAGUCUUUGAGUAUCUUUCUGAGACUUCUACCUUUUCUUUGAGAGGAAUCAUUUGUAUCCACCCUAAGCCAUCAAUAGAUACUCAAGCGCGAGUUCCUUACAUACGAGAUAGGCGAAGAUUCGUAAUAGACAAGACUGAGGAACCUCCAUGCAAUGACGUUUUCCAACAUACGGACCACAUGAGGUGUGUGACGGGACUGGUUUAUAUACACGGCUAGCCACACUAGAAACGAGUUUCAAUCAACAAUUGCAUUAUUUGAGAUAUUUAUCGCGUCAGUCAACGACUUUAUUUCAGACCAUGGUGUUUAUAUUAACACUUUAUGGAUG
Messenger RNA from Truncatella angustata, 2328 nucleotides. RefSeq lists its product as uncharacterized. Lineage: Eukaryota; Fungi; Ascomycota; Sordariomycetes; Amphisphaeriales; Sporocadaceae. Bases 216 to 1910 code for a protein of 564 amino acids. The record is from RefSeq and is a predicted model, not a curated record. The transcript has a single exon.